AUGAAAAAGAAUAAUCGAAGAAAGUAAACCCUAGAAUAGCAAGAAGAUUAAUAGAGAAAGAAAACAAAACUAGAAAUUCUAGAUGCUGAUCAGCAUAUUUCAAAAUAUAAUAACAAUUUGGAAAAUUUAAUAGAUAUUUUUACAAGGUACGAGAGAGAUGAUGACUUCACAUAAAAUCUAAUGACAACCUCUAAAUUGUCAAAAAUACAAAAAAUCCAUGACUUAAGUCUGGAUAACUUCAAAACUGAAUCAUUUUCAUUUGGUCCGUCAAUUGAAAAUGGUGAUUUUUUGUAAGGUGACAAAGUAUAAAAAAUUGUCUCAGUCAAGAAGUCUUCCUUAAAUGGUAAGUUAAUCGCUACCAUACUAUGGAAACCAAGGUACAUAUUUUAGUUUAUUCAGGCCUAAUGGUACAAUCCCAAAAUCAAAGGAAUAUUAUACAACUGAAGUUGCUAAAUACGCUCCUCAAGAUCUAAUUAAGUACUAUAAGAGCAGAAUGGUGACAACAACCAUUAUAGAAUAAUAACAAGAUUGUUGA
Paramecium octaurelia is the source of this 535-nucleotide messenger RNA. The record is from the annotation of a GenBank genome assembly. Lineage: Eukaryota; Ciliophora; Oligohymenophorea; Peniculida; Parameciidae.